GGAGACCUUGGUGUGCGGAAGUGUGCUGCUGCUGAAUGGCUCUCGCAAUUAGCGACCCUGUUAGGGAGUUGCAGGAUGAAGUCACCUGUGCUAUAUGCCUGGAUCAUUUUAAAGACCCAGUUUCAAUAGAAUGUGGUCACUGCUUUUGUAGAGCCUGCAUUAUCCAAACAUGGAGAGGUAUUCGGAGCAAUUUUCCAUGCCCUCAUUGUCGAAAGACAUCCAAGUGGAAGUUUUUGAGACCCAACCGCCCUCUGGAGAAUGUGUUGGAAAUUUCAAACCGUAUGCUUUUUACUGAAGCAAAUGAAAAACGUAAAAAGCAGUGUAGAAAACACCAGGAGCCACUAAAGUUUUAUUGUCAAGUUGAUGGAGAAGAAAUUUGUGUCAUCUGCAGGGAAUCUGUGGACCACAGGAGCCAUGUUGUAAUGCCAGUGGAGGAGACAACCAGAGAAUUUCAGGUGGACAUUCAGGAACGUCUGAUAGCAUUAAGAAAUAAAGUAGCAGAUAUAAAAAAAAUCAAAGGUGAAGAAGAAGAAACAGCUUUAAAACUUCAGGAUGAAGUUGUGCAGAAACGUAAAAUGGUGGCUGCAGAAUUUGAAUCACUGCGACAACUUUUGGCCGAUCAAGAAAAACACAUUAACAAUCGCUUGGAAAACAUGCAAAAAACCAUUCUGCAGAAACAUAAAGACAGCAUAUCCAGGCUAAACACACAGCUGUCAUCUACCCAAAAAACAAUUGCUGACCUUGAAGAAAAUGCUCGCCCUUUAUUGAGCCAAAGUUACCAGUCUGUGUCCCUUUGGGGAUAUUUCGAUUUUACUUCAAUCUACUCCCUGUCCCUGAGACACAACGUAGUAAGUGAAAUACCCAAUUUUGAAUUUGUACAUCCUCUGUUCGGAGACCCCAGAACAUGCAACCAGCAGAGAAGCAAUUCACCCAAAAACUUUUUCAAGGCCAUAACUGUUGCAUUAUCCUUUGACCUUAAAACAGUCAAUCAAAAUCUUCUGGUUAUCUGCAAUCGAAAAUGUGUCAAAUAUGUCGAAGAUCCCAUAAAACGAGUGCCAUGUCCUGAGAGGUUUGACUCAAAGCCUUGUGUUUUGGCUACUGCUGGAUUCGAAUUAGGGAGGCAUUACUGGGAAGUGGAAGUGGGAGGUGGCAUAUAUUGGAGCAUUGGGGUUGCUAAAUGGUCUGUGCGCCGCAAAGGGGGAUUUAGAAUUGAGCCCAAUGGUGGAAUAUGGGCAAUAGGUCUACUUGGCAUGUAUAUGGAUCGAUACUAUGCCUUCACCAAUCCCGAUAGCCUCUUGAAUCCUCGAGAACGCCCUGAAAGAAUUGGGGUGUUUCUAAACUCUGAUGAAGGCUGUGUUUCUUUUUACAAUGCUGUCAGUUUUGAACACCUUUUCACAUUCAAUACUCUCCAAGCUCAUGAUAAAAUGUUUCCAUUUUUUUGUGUAGGGGCUGUGGGAACAGAAUUGAGACUUGACGACGAUUAUAACUUUUAGAAUUUUUUAGUCAAUGCUGCAGGUGCCAACAU
Messenger RNA from Nanorana parkeri, 1525 nucleotides. Its product is annotated as E3 ubiquitin-protein ligase TRIM39-like. The coding region runs from base 36 to 1493 and encodes 485 amino acids. The transcript has 7 exons. The record is from RefSeq and is a predicted model, not a curated record. Gene Ontology annotation, molecular function: zinc ion binding; protein binding. NCBI's taxonomy places the organism in Eukaryota, Metazoa, Chordata, Amphibia, Anura, Dicroglossidae.